Paramecium primaurelia is the source of this 697-nucleotide messenger RNA. Lineage: Eukaryota; Ciliophora; Oligohymenophorea; Peniculida; Parameciidae. The record is from the annotation of a GenBank genome assembly.
AUGCUAUUUUCUGAAUUGUCUCCAUUUGCUUCAUCAUUUUCUUCUAUUAUAGUGUCAGAAAUAGGCGAUAAGGUAUAUAAAAUAAAUAAAUUAGACAUUCUUCAUUACAGCAAUUUUGGGAAUGACUUAUUCAAUGAGUUUAGUAUUUUUAGGUUCUUAUACAGCCAUGGUUUUAAUGACUUUAUUAUCAUGUUUCUUUGGAUUUUUGUUACCUUAAAUAUUAAAUCCUACAUACACACAUGCUUUAGCUUGUAUAAUGUUUUUUUACUUUGGAUAAAAAUUAUUGAGAGAAUUCUGGAGUACAGAAACUAAUGAAAAUGAUGAUGAAGAAUAAGAAGCAGUCUUAGAAGUCAAUAAGGUUAAGUCUAAACUAAGUAAAUAAUCAGAUUCAAAGAAUGUAUCAAACUUAGAAGUUUUGAGAGCUGCAAUAGCAUUAACAUUUUUAGCAGAAUGGGGAGAUAGAAGUUAAAUUACAACUAUAGCAUUGGCUACAGAAGAGACAUUUGUUGUUCUAGUUGGAGCACUACUUGGUCAUUUUAUUUGUACAAGUACAGCAGUACUUGGAGGAAAAAUGAUCUCAUCAAAAAUUUCUGAAAAAUACGUAUUAUAUUAAAAAAGAUUAUAUUUUUAGAUUCAUCUCUGUGGAGGUAUUCUAUUCGUCUUAUUCGGACUGCAUAACAUAAAAAUGCUUUUAUGA